AGAAGUGUUGUGGAAUAGUCAGUGUAAAUGUUGACAACAGGAAUGACGUGGAUUACAAGCCAUAGAUAAGUGACAAGAUAUAACCCACUUGACAGAGUUACAUAUGAAGUGCUAUUGAUUCAGUUUGUUUUAUAUUCUACUGAUCUUACUUGAUACUUGGAUCUACCAUGAACAUUGUGUUACUGCUGCUCCUGAUGUCUUACGGAGGUCCUGCCAUGUCAGCCAGGAUCCUUGCUGUCCUGCCAAUCCCUGCCAAGAGUCAUCACAUCCUGUUUAACGCUGUGCUGAGGACACUGGCCCAGGCAGGACAUCAGGUCGUCAGCUACAGCGGUCUACCAGCCGACCAGGAGGUGGCAAACUUAACUGUUAUUCACAUGGACAAACUCCUACCAGCUGAUAAAACAAUGACCAAAGAAACGCUGGAGAUGAUGUUAAACACGAGUCCAGUGGGAUCUACCUCACUUUUGUGGUCAAGAUCUAGCGCGUUCAUGAAGAAUCUAAAAGAUAACAAAGACUUUCAGCAGCUUCUUAAAUCAAAUGAAAAGUUUGAUUUAAUAUUUUUAGAGGCAUUAUUUGCUCAAGAAUCACUUUUUUCCCUUGGUCACAAGUUCAAAGCUCCCAUAAUCAAUCUUCAACCAUUCGGAGCUUUCAGUCUUGUAAACAGAGCUAGUGGGAAUUCUCUCAACCUUGCUUACAUUCCAGAUGUCGCUUUUCCAUCCUCAAAUCACAUGUCCUUCUAUGAGAGGACACUCAAUGCUUACUCAAUUUUGAGUACGCUGUUCAAAUACUACUUCUAUUUUAUUCCCUCGCAAGAUCAGUAUAUGAGGGAGUUGUUUAACGACUCUUCGCUACCUCCCUUGUCAGAAUUGAUGCAGAACUGGUUGGCCUUGACUUUUUCAAAUGCACAUCCUUAUGUUCACUAUGCGCAGCCGUACACCCCCAACAUCAUUCCGAUCGGUGGAAUACAUCUGGCCAAGGAGCUGAACCCACUUCCCGAGGCAAGUAUUCAGAGCUCACUGCUGAUGUUGUAG
Macrosteles quadrilineatus (aster leafhopper) is the source of this 1031-nucleotide messenger RNA. RefSeq names its product UDP-glycosyltransferase UGT4-like. The coding region runs from base 168 to 1031 and encodes 287 amino acids. The transcript is spliced from 3 exons. NCBI's taxonomy places the organism in Eukaryota, Metazoa, Arthropoda, Insecta, Hemiptera, Cicadellidae. The record is from RefSeq and is a predicted model, not a curated record. Gene Ontology annotation, molecular function: UDP-glycosyltransferase activity.